AAGAAAAUGGAUGGUUUAUCUGACCAUUGUUAAGAUAUGUGAUGUUAUUUAUUCUGUACAUUUAUGUUGCAUAGAGUCAUGAUUGGUAAAUUGACUAUUUUUCACAAUGUGGUAUUUUUAAUAUGUGAAACAUACGUCUAUAAGGUUCGCGGAUGAGUUUUUCGAAUAAUAUGACAUUGUAUAUAAAGUAUAUUAUUGGAGUUGAUAGCUGUCAAAAAGACAGCACUUUGUUGAACAUGGGCAAUUCGUAAGAAGCAAAGUAUUUUGACGAAAAGGAAGUAUGUGUUUUAAAUAAACAAUCUCAUGGAAGAUGUAAAGAAUAUUUUAGGAGCAGCUGGGGCUGCUUGUGAAAUUAAACGGGAGAAAAUGGACAAAAUACAACAGUUGGUCGAUAAUACAUUAAGUGAACAGUCGCGGCAAAAUAUCCUUAAUAUUUUGGAACAGAUAUCACAUUUAUCUGGUCCAGAGCGAUUACUAUUGUACCUGAAACUUCCCGGUGGUCAGCCAUCGACACAGGAUCCUUUAAGACAUCCCCCGAAUCCUCUUGGGACAAGGCAUGAAAUAAGCACUACUGCUGCAUGGGUUCGAACACAUUUAGAACAUGAUCCUGAGGUCUCUGUGCCAAAACAAGAUGUUUAUGAUGAAUAUCUAGCUUAUUGUACAACAGCUAAUUUAAAACCACUUUCUACGGCUGAUUUUGGCAAAGUCAUGAAACAAGUAUUUCCAAAUCUGAGACCUAGGCGACUUGGAACACGUGGCCAUUCUAGAUAUUGUUAUGCAGCCAUGAGAAAAGCUCGAAGUUUAGCUCCUCCAAUGCUUCCUGACUUAAGUGCUGAGCCUGAUGACUCAACUUCAAAUCAAAAUGAUGUGUGGUCGAUUAUUCAACCAUGGGCUGAAAAGACUUUGCAUCAGAGUUUUUCAAAUAUAGAGGGCUUUGCAGAUUUUAUCAAUAAAUUGGUUGCACAGCGCAAAGAUGCACCAUCUGAUUCCACUCAAUCUAAACUAAAUAAUCGGGACCACAGAGAAGGAAAAAAACGCAUGCUACCUCCAUUGAAGUCACCUAGAGCUAAGAAAAACAAAAUGCAGAAUUCUAAUUCUCAGACUUUUGUGAAUAGAAAUAACAAUGUGUCCACUUGUAUUGCUCCUGAUAUGAUAAAAGAUCUCAAUCAGCAAAUGGUAAAGUCUGAACUUGCAAAUGAAAAUGUAGAGUUAAUAAAGGAUUCUAAUCUUGCACCCCUUGAGCAUGAUAAAUCAUAUAACACUUGUUAUAGUACAAAAAUAAAUCCAAUGGGAUUUAAUGAACUGGACCCAGUGGCAGGAGUCAGCGGACUACCUGUAGAAUGCAGUGAUAUAGCAUUAAAUUUAGCUGAUAAGCCUUUAAAAGAUCGAAUUAAUAUAAUGAAAACAUGUACAAAUCUAGUUGACGAUAAAUCUAACUAUAUUAUGCCAAUGAACUUGUCUAAUAAUAACCUGACUGGUACAAAUAUUAACUGUGAUACCAUCAAUAUCAAAGAUGAAACUCAAGAUAAUCUUCUUGAAUUAAAUGGUUUAAAUAAAAGGAAGAAUAUUAAAAAAUGUAAUAACACUAAAAAGAGACGGAAUACUUUAUCUAGAAGGUUUAGCAGUGGAGAUCUCAUUGGACAAAAUAAUUUUGCAUCUGGUGGCACAAUGAAUAAUAUGUCACUGAAAGAUUCUUUAGGAAAUUUAGGUACAAGUGAAAGCACUCCUAAUCUGUUAUUUAAUUCUCAAUCAAAUAUUAUGCCUCAAAAAUAUAAUGACAUGCCAACUAAAACUUCUACUUGUGUAAUCAAUACAUUUGAUUUUCAUACCACUGACAUACAAAAUAAUAGAUUGGGAUUAAAUGAAGCUGAUUCUGUUUAUUCUAAUAUCAUUGCUCCGGAUUGUGUUGAUAACAAUGAUGUUAAAAUUAAAAUAGAACAGGAUGAAGCAACAAGUCAAAAUACAUUGGAUAUCUUACCAACUGAAAUUCCUAGAGAACGUGUUAUUAGUAUAUGUAGUUUGGAUAAAGAUGCCCUAGAUGGUUACUUACAUGGUGGUGAUAAUAGUCAAGAACAAGAAGAGGAGUUAUUGCAAUAUUUUCAACAAGAUUCAUCUUCUGCAUCUAAAUUAGAGCAGCCACCUAAUAAUAAAAGUGAUGAUAAGUUAAACUUAGAUGCUUUAAAUGACCGGUUAAGCCAAGAUUCUGUUAAAUCAAAUGUUGGUGUACAACUAAACAAUACUUCAGGUAAAACAUUAUCUGCUCAAGACCGACUUUCUCAAUUACGUUUCCUUCUUGAAAAAAAUAUGCAAGGAUCAAAACCUGAAAAUAACGAUAAACCUCCUACAUAUAUUAAGAAAUACUCAAGCAGUACAGGAUAA
Ctenocephalides felis (cat flea) is the source of this 2379-nucleotide messenger RNA. RefSeq lists its product as uncharacterized. The record is from RefSeq and is a predicted model, not a curated record. Gene Ontology annotation, molecular function: DNA-binding transcription factor activity, RNA polymerase II-specific; RNA polymerase II cis-regulatory region sequence-specific DNA binding. Gene Ontology annotation, biological process: regulation of transcription by RNA polymerase II. Bases 304 to 2379 code for a protein of 691 amino acids. The transcript has 7 exons. Lineage: Eukaryota; Metazoa; Arthropoda; Insecta; Siphonaptera; Pulicidae.